This is a messenger RNA of Arabidopsis lyrata subsp. lyrata, 998 nucleotides long. RefSeq names its product probable apyrase 5. Lineage: Eukaryota; Viridiplantae; Streptophyta; Magnoliopsida; Brassicales; Brassicaceae. Gene Ontology annotation, biological process: nucleoside diphosphate catabolic process. Gene Ontology annotation, molecular function: nucleoside diphosphate phosphatase activity. Gene Ontology annotation, cellular component: membrane. The record is from RefSeq and is a predicted model, not a curated record.
GAAUAGAGCUUGUAGUUAUAGGUCUUCCUCUGGACUCCUAUUCCUCACCAAUUAUAAAAUCAGAUUCUAGACUAAGAAAAAGAGGCAAAACGAAAUUGCUAAUGGGUUGAAAAAAUAAAAUCGGAGAUGGAUGCUCUCAAGGUUCAGAUUCUACCUGAUAACCAAUCAUCGCCUUCGUCCACGUACAUGCUCACUAAGCAAUCGAAGAAAGCUACGAAAUCGAUAAUCAUGCUAAUCGUCACUUCCUUGGCUAUCACGUUAGGGCUAUUAUUUGUUUUCAGUUCAAAUUCAGUUUUGUUCUCUGGAAGUUUUCUUUGGAGAAGUUCGCUUCGGUAUAGUGUCAUUAUCGAUGCCGGGAGUUGAGGGACCCGAAUUCAUGUGUUCGGAUACUGGUUUGAGUCCGGAAAACUUUUCGAUUUCGGAGAAGAACAUUACGCUAGUCUGAAGUUGAGUCCUGGUUUGUCUGCGUAUGCUGAUAAUCGGGAGGGAGCGAGCGUGUCAGUGACGAAGCUUGUGGAAUUAGCGAAGGGAAGAAUUCCCAAGAGAAUGUUGAAGAAGAGUGACAUUAGGUUAAUGGCGACUGCUGGGAUGAGAUUGCUUGAAGUGCCUGUUCAAGAACAGAUUCUUGAUGUUACAAGAAUUGUUCUUAGAUCUUCUGGGUUUAAGUUUCAAGACGAAUGGGCUUCUGUUAUCUCUGUAUCUGAUGAAGGUAUCUAUGCUUGGGUUGAUGCCAAUCACGCACUCCGUUCGCUUGGAGGUGAUCCAUAGCAAACAACGGGAAUUGUUGAACUUGGUGGGGCUUCUGCGCAGGUGGCAUUUGUGCCAAGUGAGCAUGUGCCUCCUGAGUUCUCGCGUACCAUAUCUUAUGGAAAUGUCUCAUACACAAUCUACAGUCACAGUUUCCUCGACUUUGGACAGGAUGCAGCAGAAGACAAGUUCAAUGUUUUUUGUUCUGGGACAAAAAUGUAAACAAAAACCAUGUUUGUUUUGUUUGCAGA